AUGCUGCUGGUUGCAACAUCAGAUAAUGGUGUAUAUAAUCUAAGUUGUCGAUCUUGUCCCUAUGAAUUUCCAAUAGAAAGUAUCGAGAUAUAUGACAGGAAGAAGCUACCAAGAAAAGAAGUCGAUGAUGUGUUAGGUGGUGGUUGGGAUAAUGUUGACCAGACAAAAGUACAAUGUCCGAAUUACGAUACGUGUGGUGGUGAAAGUGCAUAUUUCUUCCAGUUACAAAUUAGAUCGGCGGAUGAGCCAAUGACAACAUUCUAUAAGUGUGUCAACUGUGCUCAUAGAUGGAAGGAAAACUAA
Messenger RNA from Nakaseomyces glabratus, 303 nucleotides. It is a transcript of the gene RPC11, whose product is annotated as DNA-directed RNA polymerase III core subunit RPC11. Gene Ontology annotation, biological process: DNA-templated transcription; termination of RNA polymerase III transcription. Gene Ontology annotation, cellular component: RNA polymerase III complex. The record is from RefSeq and is a predicted model, not a curated record. NCBI's taxonomy places the organism in Eukaryota, Fungi, Ascomycota, Saccharomycetes, Saccharomycetales, Saccharomycetaceae. Gene Ontology annotation, molecular function: zinc ion binding; nucleic acid binding.